UGUCCUAGCUAGCUAGCUGCUAAAUAUAUACUUCACUCCGGAAUUCCCUUCCCUACAAUAUUUCUGUCCUCUCAUGCAUCUUCUUCAAUUCCAACACGUCAACCAGUUCAUUAAUUCAUGAUCAUUGGCCAUGGCUAGCAUCAAACACCGUCUCGUCAUACCCUUGGCAAAUACAGUACUCCUCUUCCUCACUCUCAACCACAAGUACUCCUUCGCCGCCGGCGCCGCCGAUGGCCAAACAUUCAUCUACUCCGGUUUCUCCGGCACCGGCAUCAUCGUCGAUGGGCUCGCCUCCGUGGAGCCCAACGGUCUCCUCCAGCUGACCAACGGCACGGUCCAGCUCAAAGGCCACGCCUUCCACCCUACCCCUCUACAAUUCCACAAACCCACCACCGGCAUCGCCAAUGCCUCGGUGAGCUCCUUCUCUGCGUCCUUCGUGUUUGCGAUCCGGUCAAUCGCCCCUGCCGUGAGCGCCCACGGGCUGACCUUCUUCGUCUCCCCGACGAACAACCUCACCUCCGCCUUCUCCAACCAGUUCCUGGGCCUCUUCAGCAAGAAGAACAAUGGCAACGCCACGAACCACAUCUUCGCCGUGGAGCUCGACACGGUGCAGAGCAACGACAUGCUGGACAUGAAUGACAACCACGUCGGCAUAGACGUGAACGGCCUCAUCUCCAUCAAGGCCGCCGCCGCGGGUUACUACGACGACCGCAACGGCAGCUUCAGCAACCUCACGUUGUCCUCCUUCAACGCCAUGCAGGCCUGGGUGGACUACAACGGCAAGAGCAAGCUCAUCACGGUGACUUUGGCUCCUGUUGGCAUGGCGAGGCCCAGGAAGCCAUUACUGAAGACAACCUACGACCUGUCUAAGGUAAUCGAGGAUAAAUCCUACGUGGGGUUCUCUUCGUCCACCGGCAUCCUCGACUCGCACCAUUACGUGCUUGGAUGGAGCUUUGGCAUGGACCAGCCAGCUCCGGUCAUUGAUGUCUCCAAGCUGCCCAAGUUGCCACGUCUCGGCCCAGAGCCUCAAUCCAAGCUGUUGGUGAUCGUGUUACCCAUAGCUAGUGGAGUCUUCGUGUUUGCUGCCGUGGCCACGGCGGUUCUUCUCCGGAGACGGCAGCUCCAGUACGCGGAGCUAAGGGAGGACUGGGAGGUGGAGUUCGGGCCGCACCGGUUCUCGUACAAGGACCUAUUCAAGGCCACCGAGGGGUUCAAGGACAAGCACCUCCUAGGCAUUGGAGGCUUCGGCAGGGUCUACAAGGGGGUGCUAAAGAAAUCCAAGUCGCCGGUAGCGGUGAAGAAGGUGUCCCACGAGUCCCGGCAGGGCAUGCGUGAGUUCAUCGCCGAGGUGGUCAGCAUGGGCCGGCUAAGGCACAAGAACGUCGUGCAGCUGUUGGGCUACUGCCGCCGGAAAGGUGAGCUCCUGCUUGUCUACGACCACAUGCCCAAUGGCAGCCUCGAUAAGUACCUUCACUACAACAACAGCCCUGCACCCAAUGGCAGUAGACCUAUUAGCGGUACAAAUCGGAUGGCGAGUUUAACUUUAGAUUGGGUACAGAGGUUCAGGAUCAUCAAGGGUGUGGCCUCCGGGUUACUUUACCUGCACGAGGACUGGGAGCAGGUGGUGAUCCAUCGUGACAUCAAGGCCAGCAACGUGCUUCUCGACGCCGAGAUGAAUGGCCGGCUCGGCGACUUCGGGCUCGCUAGACUCUACGACCAUGGCACCGACCCACAGACAACCCACGUGGUCGGCACCAUGGGGUACAUCGCCCCGGAGCUAGCACGCAUGGGCAGGGCAUCCACGCUCACCGACGUCUUCGCCUUUGGCGUCUUCCUCCUCGAGGUCACCUGCGGCCGGAGGCCGAUCGAGCAGAAGGAAGGAGUCGACCAGGACUCCCCGAUCUUGCUCGUUGACUGGGUCCUCCAGCACUGGCGUGACGGGUCCCUGGCUAACAUGGUGGACCAGAGGCUUAUGGGGGGUUAUGACGUCGAUGAGGCCUGCCUGUCGUUGAAGCUGGGGCUCCUGUGCUCCCACCAGCUGCCCUGCGGGAGGCCGAGCAUGCGGCAGGUCAUGCAGUACCUCGACGGUAACGCGCCGUUCCCUGAGGGGACCUUGGAGCAGAUUAUGGUGAACAGACCAGGGUCGGAACCCAGCGUCGCGUCAUCUCCACCGCCGUCGACGAGCUUCGGCACGAUAUCAGUUGAUCUCUCUGGAGGUAGAUGAUCGAUGAUGCGUGGGUGUAUGCAUGAAUGACCUCUCGGAGGAUGUUAGCUAGGUCCAAGAUGGAACAUCCAUAUGGCCGGAUCCAUCAAAUCCUAGCACAGAGAAUUUGAGAUUUGUUGAAGAACAAAGUGUACGUGUGUAUUUGUGAUGUGCAAUUCGAAAUUAUCUUCUUUUUUACAAAAAAUUGGAACAAUCUUCUUUUUUAAGGAAGAACAGACCUUCA
Messenger RNA from Brachypodium distachyon (stiff brome), 2447 nucleotides. Its product is annotated as L-type lectin-domain containing receptor kinase IV.2-like. Gene Ontology annotation, cellular component: plasma membrane. The record is from RefSeq and is a predicted model, not a curated record. The transcript has a single exon. The coding region runs from base 131 to 2224 and encodes 697 amino acids. Lineage: Eukaryota; Viridiplantae; Streptophyta; Magnoliopsida; Poales; Poaceae. Gene Ontology annotation, biological process: protein phosphorylation. Gene Ontology annotation, molecular function: carbohydrate binding; ATP binding; protein kinase activity.